CAAACUGCCACUACCCUUUCCCUCCAGCUAUGGGGUGAAGUGAGGGAUAGGAGCUUCCCCUCUGCAUCCCACCGGGGACAGCUCAAGGUCAGACAUAAAGCACCCCAGACACUGCUGGCUGAGCCUGUUAGGGAAGCAGCACUUUUCAGUCCCCUUUCCCUGGCCGUGGUCCUCCCCCCUCUACCCCCUCUACCCCUGCAUCAGCCCUUUCAGGAGCUUUUAGUGGAAAUGAGCUCAGACCCACAAUGGAGUCUGCUAGCCUCCUGCUCUCCCAGCUCUUCCCAUUGCUCUCUCAUCACCUCGUCUGUCUCACUGGGCUCAGGACCAUCCCUCCAUCCAGCCCCAUCUGCAAGCAGCUCUCCUCUCAGCGCUCACCUCUUUCACUCCUCCUUCCUUCCACCCGAGUCUUCACAUCUUCUUCAUUUUCCCUUUUCUCAAAAUAAAGAGUUCGUCAAACCCCCACCUCACAGGUCCCUCCUACCCCUUUCUCCUUCUCCCCUGAGACCGGCAGCCGAAGGGAGAGAAAGAGAGCCCCUGACAGGAUUGAUGGCCCUCCCCGCCUCUUCUGUUCCCUCCCCCCAGCGGCCACAGAUUUUCCCCCUACAAAAGGCAGGAGGCAGAUGUUGGGUGAGACCAGCUGCUCUCAGACUCCCUUUGCUCUCUGCUGGCCUGGCUGGGCUGGGCCUUUGCUCCCUCUUUCUCAGGUGGCAGUGUCAGGUCCCCACCUCAUUCCCCAUGAAUGCUGUGGGAAGUCCUGAGGGCCAGGAGCUGCAAAACCUGGGGAGCGAAGCCUGGGACAACCCGGCCUAUAGUGGUCCCCCCUCCCCACCCGGGACGCUGAGGAUCUGUACCAUCUCCAGUGCGGUCACCCCCCAGCCCCAGGCCAGGAAACCUGAAGACAGACCCCAGGAGAAGGCAUCCGGGACCCUGGUGUCCACCUGCUGCCUCCAGAUUUGUCGGGGCAUCAGAGGACUCUGGGGGACAACCCUGACUGAGAACACAGCUGAGAACCGGGAACUUUAUGUCAAGACCACCCUGCGGGAGCUUUUGGUGUACAUCGUGUUCCUGGUGGACAUCUGUCUCUUGACCUAUGGGAUGACAAGCUCCAGUGCCUAUUACUACACCAAAGUCAUGUCUGAGCUGUUCUUACACACCCCAUCAGACACCAGAGUCUCCUUCCAGGCCAUCAGCAGCAUGGCAGACUUCUGGAAUUUUGCCCAGGGCCCACUACUGGACAGUUUGUAUUGGACCAAAUGGUACAACAACCAGAGCCUGGGCCAUGGCUCCCACUCCUUCAUCUAUUAUGAGAACUUGCUGCUGGGGGUUCCCAGGCUGCGGCAGCUGAGGGUCCGCAACGACUCCUGUGUGGUACACGAGGACUUCCGAGAGGACAUUGUGAGCUGCUAUGACGUCUACUCUCCGGACAACGAAGAGCAGCUCCCCUUUGGGCCCCUCAAUGGCACCGCGUGGACAUACCACUCAGAGCAUGAGCUGGGGGGCUCUUCUCACUGGGGCCAGCUCUCAAGCUACAGUGGAGGUGGCUACUACCUGGACCUUCCGGGAUCCCGACAGGGCAGCGCAGAGGCACUCCGGGACCUUCAGGAGAGCCUGUGGCUAGACAGGGGCACUCGAGUGGUCUUCAUCGACUUCUCAGUCUACAAUGCCAACAUCAAUCUUUUCUGCGUUCUGAGACUGGUGGUGGAGUUUCCAGCUACCGGAGGUGCCAUCCCAUCCUGGCAGAUCCGCACAGUUAAGCUGAUUCGUUAUGUCAGCAACUGGGACUUCUUUAUCAUUGGCUGUGAGAUCAUCUUCUGCAUCUUCAUCUUCUAUUAUGUGGUAGAGGAGAUCCUGGAGCUCCACGUCCACCGACUUCGCUACCUCAGCAGCAUCUGGAACAUUCUGGACCUGGUGGUCAUUUUGCUCUCCAUUGUAGCUGUGGGCUUUCACAUAUUCCGAACUCUUGAGGUGAACAGGCUGAUGGGGAAGCUCCUGCAGCAGCCAGAUACAUAUGCCGACUUCGAGUUCCUCGCCUUCUGGCAGACACAGUACAACAACAUGAAUGCCGUCAACCUCUUCUUUGCCUGGAUCAAGAUAUUCAAGUACAUCAGCUUCAACAAAACCAUGACCCAGCUCUCCUCCACGCUGGCCCGCUGUGCCAAGGACAUCCUGGGCUUCGCUGUCAUGUUCUUCAUCGUAUUUUUCGCCUAUGCCCAGCUCGGCUACCUGCUUUUCGGGACCCAAGUGGAAAACUUUAGUACUUUCAUCAAGUGCAUUUUUACUCAGUUCCGGAUCAUCCUUGGGGACUUUGACUACCAUGCUAUCGACAAUGCCAACCGCAUCCUGGGACCUGCCUACUUUGUCACCUAUGUCUUUUUCGUCUUCUUCGUGCUUCUGAACAUGUUUCUUGCCAUCAUCAAUGACACAUAUUCAGAGGUCAAGGAGGAGUUGGCUGGACAGAAGGAUGAGCUACAGAUUUCUGACCUCCUGAAACAGGGCUACAAGAAGACCCUGCUGAGGCUGCGUCUCAGGAAGAAACAGGUUUCAGAUGUGCAGAAGGUCCUGCAGGGUGGGGAGCAGGAGAUCCAGUUUGAGGAUUUCACUAACACCUUGAGGAAACUGGGGCACAAAGAGCACGAGAUCACUGAGCUCACGGCUACCUUCACCAGGUUUGACCAAGAUGGGAAUCAUGUCCUGGAUGAAAAGGAGCAAAAACAAAUGCAACAGGACCUGGAGGAGGAAAGGGUGGCCCUCAGUGCUGAAAUUGAGAACCUGGGCUGGUCCUUUGUGAGGAAUUCACCAGAUAAAUCGGAUCUAGAGGCUACUGGAGCAGGUGACUGGGUUUCAGGAGAAGAAUUCUACAGGCUCACGAGGAAAGUUCUGCAGCUGGAGUCUGUCCUGGAAGGAGUCCUGGCCCAGGUUGAUGUUGUGGGCUCAAAGCUAAGAAUGCUGGAGAGGAAGGGGCAGCUGGCUCCGCCCCCAGGCCCGGGGGAGCAGGCACUUGGGAACACCUAUAGCCAGCCACAGCUGUGAUUCCAGCCCCCUGGGGAGUUGAGGGUGGGCAGGACAAUGGUGGGGGAGGGGUCCUAAAGCAUCAGACAGUAGGCUCCUCUCUCACUGCCUUCCCAGAGCCCCCUCUGCACAUUCCCUCUAUUCCUAGGGCAACAGUUCCCACUGCUCCUGCUGCCAAGUCCUAUCCUGUGUUUGGCCUUUUAAGCCCAUGUUUUUGUGUGUGUUAACUAAGCGUCAUGUUUAGGCUUGUGCCUCUGUUUCUGUGUGUAGCUACAAAGCUCUGCAUAGCUCUGUGAAAUAAUAUCUCCCACUGGGCCUCUGAUACCCUGUGCUUCCUAUCUCUGCUGUAGUGAUUAAACAAACAACCAAAAAGGUUAAAAGCAAACAGAAUAAAGGAAGGGAAG
This is a messenger RNA of Pipistrellus kuhlii (Kuhl's pipistrelle), 3413 nucleotides long. It is a transcript of the gene PKD2L1, whose product is annotated as polycystin 2 like 1, transient receptor potential cation channel. Gene Ontology annotation, molecular function: sodium channel activity; calcium ion binding; calcium channel activity. Gene Ontology annotation, cellular component: membrane. The coding region runs from base 229 to 3030 and encodes 933 amino acids. The transcript is spliced from 15 exons. Gene Ontology annotation, biological process: detection of mechanical stimulus; potassium ion transmembrane transport. The record is from RefSeq and is a predicted model, not a curated record. NCBI's taxonomy places the organism in Eukaryota, Metazoa, Chordata, Mammalia, Chiroptera, Vespertilionidae.